UCACUUUCUCUUUCUCUUCGUCACCCUCAUUUCCGCACUCUCCAACCCUCGAUCGAAUGUGCCACUGAAUCCCCGCGCAUCAUGAGCGCAAAGCCUCAAUUCCUCCAAUAUCCGGAAGUCCGCGAGGGCCCAUCCGUCCCCUACAAAAAUGAAGACCAAGUGAUCCCCGUCUUCCGAGGCAUGCCUCUGGCGAUCGGAGCGAGCCUAAUCCAGCACGUCGGCGUCAUCCAGAACUACUUCUGGCGCAACGCCGGCUUCAACGUCAUCCGCGACCUCCCUCUCGACGACUACGCCCCGCGCUACGACCCCACCGUGAUCCCGGUCCUCGACCGCGCGACUCCAUCGUCAGCGUCAACGACGACGACGGCCGCAACACUGCCCGCGCCAACCCAGAAACGGAAAGACCACCCGGGGUACUACACCUCCGCCGACUAUGUGGCUCUAUACCAGUCGGGGAAAUUGACGCCCUCGGCCGUGGUCGAGGCCCUGCUGCCGCUGAUCCAGCGCGAUGCGGACCCCGCAGGGGAACCAAAGGACGGCAGCCGCAAACACCAACACUCGGUCGCGUUUCUGGAGUCGCAGGCCGAGCGGGUUCGCGCGGCCGCGGCGGCGUCGACGCAGCGGUACAGGGCGGGCCGGCCGCUGGGGCCGAUGGACGGCGUGCCCGUGGCCGUCAAGGACGAGGUGCACCUGGAGGGAUACCGGCGGACGCUGGGCAGCAAGAUCGACUUCAAGGGCAAGUAUCAGGGGACAUCAUGGUGCGCGAAGCAAUGGGAAGAAGCGGGGGCGAUCAUCAUCGGGAAGACGAGCAUGCAUGAGCUGGGGCUAGAUACGAACAACAACAACCCCAACUACGGGACCCCGCGCAACCCGCACAACCCGGACUACUACUGCGGCGGCUCGUCCGGCGGCUCGGGCUACGCCGUCAGCGCCGGGCUGGUGCCCAUCGCGCUGGGCGCCGACGGCGGCGGGUCGAUCCGGAUCCCAUCCUCCUUCUGCGGAAUCUGGGGACUGAAGGCCACGCACGGCCGCAUCAGCGGCGCGCCGACGGUCUCGCUGGCGCCGACGGUGGGCGUGUACGGCCCGAUGGCCAGCAGCCUGGACGACCUGGCGCUGGCGUACCGCAUCAUGGCGACGCCGGCGCCCGCCGCCCAGGACCCGACCUCCUCCGCCUUCCCCCCGCCCCUAUCAACCUUACCACCACCAACCCUGCCACCAACCCUGCCAUCACCCCCCUCAACAACCCCCGCCCAAACCCCAAGAACAAUCGGCCUCAUCCCCGCGUGGCUAGACCGCGCCCACCCGACCGUCCGCACCGUCUUCAACCAAGCCCUCGCCCACCUCACCACCUCUCAAAAAACCAAAGACCUCGAAAUCCCCUACCUCCCCGAAGGCCAACGCGCGCACGUCCUCACCAUCAUGGCCGAGAUCGCGUCCGGCCUGCACCCGGCGCAGAUCAGCCAGCUCACGGCGCCGAACAAGGUCCUCGUCUCCAUGGGCAUGUACCAGAUCACGGGCCAGGAUUUCCUGGCCGCCCAGCGCCUCCGCCACUGCCUCAUGGCGCACCUGGCGCACCUGUUCCGGCAGCAUCCGGGGCUGAUCAUCUGCUCGCCCACCACCCCGAUCCCCGGGUGGCGGAUCCACGGCCCCGCGGAUCUGACCCGCGGCCUGUCCGAUGGCGCCGCCUCCGUCCGGAAUAUGGAGUAUGUCUGGUUGGCCAACUUCACCGGGUGUCCGGCGAUUUCGUGUCCGGUUGGGUGGGUGGAUGCUGAGGGAGGUGGAGGAAAGGUCCCGGUCGGGCUGAUGGCCAUGGCGGAGUGGGGGAAGGAGGAGGAGUUGAUUGCUUUUGCGAGGGAGUUGGAGGGGGCGUUGGAGGCUGCUGCUGAUGGGGAAGGACAAGGAGGGAUCCAAGUUCCUAGUGGGGAGGGGGCGUUGUGGGAGGAUAUCAUCGAGUUGGCCAAAAAGGCAUGUUCCGAUUGAUACCGAACAGAAAAGAAAGAUGACAAGACAUGUGCAUGAAUUGUCAACUAAAAAGUCUUGACUGUGCGAUCUUUUGUGGUUGUGAUUAUGCGGAGGGUUUCUGCAGGUCAAAGGAACUACGUUUCGGUGCUGAUAAUACCUCAUGUGAGGCGAGGAUAUAAUAACGGCAUUGAGCCCGUGUAGUGCAAUUAAGUCUGAUGUAUCGACAAAAUACUGCG
Molecule: messenger RNA, 2198 nt
Organism: Aspergillus japonicus CBS 114.51
Lineage: Eukaryota; Fungi; Ascomycota; Eurotiomycetes; Eurotiales; Aspergillaceae
Product: amidase
Exons: 3
Coding region: 82-1980 (632 amino acids)
Molecular function (GO): catalytic activity
Source: RefSeq, a predicted model, not a curated record